UUCGCCAUCUGAUAUAACUCACAUCUAACCCCACUCGAGCCUCGACUCACACGUCAGUUACCGUUCGCGUUUGGAAAGUGCUACAGUCCUGCUGACUUGGGUCUUAUAUUCUACGGGAUGAUUGGAGUAACAUGGCUGCUGUUGGGUGCGGCGCUAGCACUGUUUUGGGCAUAUUCGUGGUGGAAACACCGAUACUGGGCAAGAAAAGGCGUGUCCACUCCGCCUGUGAUCCCCUUCAUCGGUCAUGCACAUAAAUUGCUUAUCCCAGCUAAAAUGUGUGACUUUGAAAAAGAGGCCUACUUCAACUAUGGUGGAUCAAAGUUCUGCGGUCUCUACUCCUUCCACGAGCCAAUGUUAUUGGUGGGCGAUCCAGAACUCAUAAGGCACAUUUAUGUGAAGGACUUUGACCACUUUAUGGACAGAAGGACAAUAAACUUGCCGAGUGAAAAGGACAAAGUAAUGGCCAACAUGUUGACUAUGAAGACAGGUGAAGAGUGGAAGAAACUGAGAGCCAUCAUGUCUCCCACUUUCACCUCAGGCAAAAUGAAGGGGAUGUUCCCACUCGUGUGCAAAAAGGCCGACCAACUCGUCUCCUUCUGCUUGAAGGAAGCACGCACAAAGCCCUUUGUCGACAUGAAGUAUAAUUUUGGCCGCUUUACCAUGGACACUAUUGCUUCCUGUGCCUUUGGUAUUGAAUGCAAUUCACUAGUGGAUGAAAAGCCAGAAUUUGCUGAACAGGUUGAAACUUUUUUCAAUGUUACACCGGGAAUGAUAUGGAGAAUUGUUUUCCUGACCGUGUUUCCUAGGCUUGCCAAGAUACUUAAAAUGAGAUUUACAGCACCAGCAACUGAUUUCUUUACGGAAGUUGCCCAGGAGACUAUGCGAGCGAGGCAAAGUGGAAAUAGAAGAGGAGACUUUUUGGAUCUCUUGCUAGAAGCAGAAGUCUCCACUGGCAAUGCCGAAGGAGUCACGGCAAUGGAAGACAAUACCUCCUCCAAGCCCAAGCAAACACUGGAUGAACUUACCAUCAUCUCACAAAGUGUCUUGUUCCUGGUCGCCGGUUACGAUACCACGGCCUCCACGCUGGCCUUUGCGUCCAUCCUACUUGCCAAGCACCCAGAAAUCCAGCAACGCCUUCGUCUGGAGAUCAGUGAAAUGGUCGAGGAACACGGCGACAUAACCUACCAGGGGAUUAUGGAAGCCAAAUAUCUUGAUGCUUGUAUCAUGGAAACCCUUCGCAUGUACCCACCGGGGCUUUUCCUGGAGCGGAAGUGUAUAAAGGAAUACAAGAUCCCUGGUACGGACGUGACCAUCGACCCUGGCGUAAUAGUGACAACCCCGAUCUUCAACAUCCACCGGGACUCGAAGUACUGGCCUGAGCCCGAGGAAUUUCGCCCCGAGCGCUUCCUGCCGGAGAACAGGGCGAACAUCACCAACUUCACGCACAUUCCUUUCGGAAUGGGACCCAGGAAUUGUAUAGCGAUGAGAUUUGCCCUCAUGGAAGCCAAAGUGGGUCUGGCCAAGAUGCUCCUUGCCACAGAUAUAAAGUUGGCACCAGGGCACGAAGAAAUUAAAUUUGACCUUGGCUUUGGUUUGCUGAGGCCAAAGGACGGGGUUAACCUUCGCCUCCCACAGAAGACAAGGUCAAGAUUGAAAAAGAGCAGAAAGGAAGAACAUGUAUACCGUGCCUUAUCAGUUAUCGGUUCCUGUACAUUAGAAGGAGGCCUCUGCAGCAAUGGUCUGAAAUUAUUCGUAUGUUGGAUACAAUCAUUUUCAAUCUUCCUCUACUUACUUGCUAUUAACGUAGCUCCAUUCUAACACAGGAUAAAAAUGAACAAAAAGUGAAAAGAUUUUCAUAUAACUGAAAAGUGCAUGUCAUGAAUUUUAAGAUAGAUAAAAAUGGUCACGAUAAAAAAAAACUAAAAUAUAAAAUAUAUUACCCCAGACUGAAGAAAUCAAAAUUCCAGUUCAUCAAUAUUCCUAUGUUUGAUAUAAAGAUUAAAAAACGA
Molecule: messenger RNA, 2009 nt
Organism: Penaeus monodon (black tiger shrimp)
Lineage: Eukaryota; Metazoa; Arthropoda; Malacostraca; Decapoda; Penaeidae
Product: cytochrome P450 9e2-like
Molecular function (GO): monooxygenase activity; heme binding; iron ion binding
Source: RefSeq, a predicted model, not a curated record